AUGGCUGACGAUGGAGAGGUUGAUCAGGAAGCAUCCGGCAGUGAUGAGAGACAAGAAGAGAACGCACAAGGAAAGGUUUCGAGUCAUGUGAGAUGGCUCGCAAAAGCUUCAUUCUCCCCCACUGUCAACUGUCAGAGGGCAGAGGAGAAUUCGCUCGAUCUCAACAACUACCCUGACGAACACGGCAAGCCACCGCCGGCAGAGGAAAGCACGAUGACCUCUGCUGCCUCCGUCGGCACUACCCGUACAGGGUUAAAGAAAAAGAAGGGGUUGGGAAACGAUGAGGCUGCGAAGGUGUACGAGUGCCGGUUUUGCUCCCUCAAGUUCUGCAAAUCUCAAGCACUCGGAGGGCACAUGAACAGGCAUCGACAAGAGAGAGAGACCGAGACGCUGGAUCGUGCUCGUCAGCUAGUGUUCAGCACCGAGGGUCUUGCCGGCGCUGCAUCAGCCGUCAGAGGCUUCCAACACGGCGCCGGCCUGAAUGGAGAACCGUUUCUCCAAUUCCGACCAGCUGUGGUCUAUCCCAAUGCGCCUGCGGUGAAGCAAUACAUGUACCCUUCUUCUUCAGCAGCCUCCUCGCCCUACCAACACCCCGCCGUCAUUUGCAAUUACUACGUCGGCCAUGUCGUCUCCGGGGGCUCCCAGAGCCAAGCACUCUGUGGCCCUCAUCAGGAUCCCAGUUUCACAUGCUACGGGGCGCCGCUGUCUCGCAGCUUUCCGGUCGAGGAAGCGCGACUGGCCACCGCAAGAGACAGCGGAGCACCUUACAAUCUGAGUUUGAGUUAG
Messenger RNA from Zingiber officinale, 786 nucleotides. RefSeq names its product zinc finger protein STAMENLESS 1-like. The coding region runs from base 1 to 786 and encodes 261 amino acids. The record is from RefSeq and is a predicted model, not a curated record. The transcript is spliced from 3 exons. Gene Ontology annotation, molecular function: DNA-binding transcription factor activity. NCBI's taxonomy places the organism in Eukaryota, Viridiplantae, Streptophyta, Magnoliopsida, Zingiberales, Zingiberaceae.